Lontra canadensis (Northern American river otter) is the source of this 837-nucleotide messenger RNA. Its product is annotated as putative HLA class I histocompatibility antigen, alpha chain H. Lineage: Eukaryota; Metazoa; Chordata; Mammalia; Carnivora; Mustelidae. The record is from RefSeq and is a predicted model, not a curated record. Gene Ontology annotation, cellular component: external side of plasma membrane. Gene Ontology annotation, biological process: immune response.
AUGGCAAACCAAGGGGACAGGACCGUGAUGCCCCUGGAGCAGAGCCACGUGCAGCUGCACGAGGGGAGACGAGCAGAUGAUGGGCAGAUGGAGACCAGCCUUCAAGGGGCUGAGCAGCCUUUGAAGUCAAGGCUCGGCUGCCGAGGUCCUGAGCUAGAGCACCUGCAGAGUUACCAUGAUCACUCGGGGGAUAAUAUGGCUCACACCACCAAGCGGGUGUGGAAGGCCUGUUGGCAUGAGUUAGAAUAUCAAAAGAACUCACUAGAAGAAGAACGUGUUACCCCAUUAAAGAGGUUUCUGGAGCAUGGGGAAGAUACUUGCAAAGGACAGACUGAAGAAGCUUUUCCAAGGAUUACAACUCCUUUCUGCAGAGUUCAUGGCUUUUUCCGCGCCAACCCCCCUCAGAUUUGCAUGAUCUGGUUGAAAAACGGGGAAGAAAUUGUCCAAGAAAUAGUUUAUGGGGACAUUCUUCCCAGUGGGGAUGGAACCUAUGGGACAUGGGUAUCAGCUGAGCUGGAUGCUCGGAGGGGUGACCUCCACUCCACCCAUGCAGACUGUGGCCUCCGCAUGGUUUUUCAGGUCCCCCAGGAGCACAAGCCCGGACGCGUCCGGCCAGCGCCGCUCGUCGUCGCCCCCUUUAAGAGCCUGCUCCGCGGGACUAACGUUCGAAUGGCCCAGGCGCCCCUCCUCGGCCUCCGAUUGGCCGCGCUUGGCGCACGAGGGCGCGCCGUUCGGCCCCGGAACGGUUGGCGGCCCGUCGCGAUUGGCGGUCGAGGGGCAUAUAUAAGGCGCCGGGAGGCCGGGCUGCCCUCAGUUAGCGACCGGACGUGGGACUGA